AUGCUCCACUCUCCUUGCCUUCUGUGGCUCCUGGCCAUGGCCUUCUCCUUGGUUCCCAGAGCUCAGCCUUUGACCCCUCAAGACUUGGAGGAGGAUGACGAAGAUGAGACAGUGAGCACGCCUCUGCUGGCUCUCCGCUGUGACUAUGACCGAUGCCGCCACCUGCAGGUGCCCUGCCAUGAGCUGCAGAGGGCUGGGCCGGUGGCCUGCUUGUGCCCCGGCCUCUCUAGCCCCGCCCAGCGACCUGACCCACCACGCUUGGGAGAAGUUCGCAUUGUGGCCGAGGAGGGCCGCGCUGAGGUCCACUGGUGCGCACCGUACUCCCCAGUCCACUACUACUGGCUGCUGCUUUGGGGAGGCUCUGGGGAGCCACAGAAGGGGGCCCCUCUCAAUGCUACAGUCCGAAGAGCAGAACUGAAGGGACUGAUGCCUGGGGGCACUUAUGUCAUUUGUGUGGUGGCUGUUAACGAAGCUGGGGAGAGCGAGGUCCCUGGGGCAGGUGAAGAUGGCCAGGAGAGUGUGACCUUCCCUUCCUUUGGGCCCUGUGGCCAGAUCAUUGUGCCACCCAGACCCGCUACCCUGGUCCAUGCCGCUGUGGGGGUAGGCACAGCUCUGGCCCUCUUGAGCUGUGCUGCGCUGUUCUGGCACUUCCGUCUACGUGAGCGAUGGGGCUGCCCCCGUCACCGCCCAGCUGCAAGGACUGUCUGA
Molecule: messenger RNA, 708 nt
Organism: Dipodomys ordii (Ord's kangaroo rat)
Lineage: Eukaryota; Metazoa; Chordata; Mammalia; Rodentia; Heteromyidae
Gene: Lrrn4cl
Product: LRRN4 C-terminal like
Exons: 1
Coding region: 1-708 (235 amino acids)
Molecular function (GO): protein binding
Source: RefSeq, a predicted model, not a curated record